Molecule: messenger RNA, 1925 nt
Organism: Amblyraja radiata (thorny skate)
Lineage: Eukaryota; Metazoa; Chordata; Chondrichthyes; Rajiformes; Rajidae
Gene: dynlt4
Product: dynein light chain Tctex-type 4
Exons: 2
Coding region: 174-875 (233 amino acids)
Biological process (GO): microtubule-based movement
Cellular component (GO): cytoplasmic dynein complex; cytoplasm
Molecular function (GO): dynein intermediate chain binding
Source: RefSeq, a predicted model, not a curated record
CCUGAUAACAUCUCCAUGGAAGUGUAAAACACUUUUAAAAACCAGUGUUUUCUGCUCCAGAUUGGUAAAAGCAGACAGUUUUAAAGAAAUAUUACUUUUUUAACUUGGAUUGCAGCAAGUUACCAGAAAUCAGUUGCUUUAAAUUUCUCUGCAGGAUCAAUAUACUGAUCACCAUGACAACCAAGCAGAUGCCUUUAUCACAAGAGACAUUAGCUCAGUUCAAUCAAGCUCUGUCUGGAGAUGGGUUGGGACCACGCCCUCGUGCAAGAUCCAUUUCCACCCGCAGAAGUUCUCAAUCGAUGGAUAUUCACACUGGCAAACAUCAUCCACAUCUGAAGAACAUGGAUGGAAGACCACAUAUGCCAUCCCGAAGGAGUUCCAUUAUAAGCUCUAUGAAUGUGCCGUUUUCUCACAGAGGCUCUGUGAUGCUGGGCAAAAGGCAUUCCAUGAGUUGGAUGACCUGUGGUCAGGUCAGUUUCUCUGGAUUGCCUCUGUACCAACCCAUCAGAGAAGUAAGGUAUGAAAACACUUACAAAGCUCAGCCAGAUGAAGGGAGCAAGUUUGAUGCCGACAAAAUCCAAAAGGUUUUGGAGGCCACACUUACAAGCUACCUGGCUGACAACAAGUACAAUCCUGUAACAUCUGUGCAGCUAGUGCAGAGUUUGACAGACCUCAUCAGGUUGAAGGUGAAGGAUAUCAAUGCCCCUCGAUACAAGCUGGUAUGCAAUGUGGUAUUGGGCCAGCUAAAUGAUCAGGGAAUGCAAAUUGUCAGUCGCUGUCUGUGGGACACAAACACUGACAAUUAUGCCACGGCCACUUACAAAAACUCUUCACUUUUUGCUGUUGCAACUGUGUAUGGGUUAUAUUUUGAAUAACUAACAUACCUGAACAGACAAUCCUGCUGUUAUAUUAACAAUUUUUUUCCUACAUGUGACGAAAAGCAAAGUACACCUGUACCUGGAAAAAGGAUUGCUAGAAGUUCUCAAUCACCAAACAUGAAAUUUUCAGCGGUUGCUAAAUAUACAUGUAGGUUUACUAGAACGUCAGACUAGACUUGAACAGUGAAAUUAUUAGGAAAGAUCAAACUGAUUUGUAGUUGUUGAAAUUUGAAAAAUUAGUGAGAUUUGAUUGAAGCUUCCAAAAUUUUGGUUACACAGAUUGUCAAAAACUAUUUCUGAAGAAGAAUCCUGACCCAAAACGUUGCUUAUCCAAUGUCUCCAGAGAUGAUGCCUGGCACACUCAGUUACUCCAGCACUAAAAGCAAGAUUCCAGCAUCAAAGGUACCUUGUGGCUGACUAUUUCUGCUAGUUGGCAAGUCUAGUGCGAAAGAACACAUCUUAAAAAAUCUGAACUGGCCUCUAGAAAGUGAAGUAGCAAAACCCUUUUAAACAGAGUGAGUAGGGAGCAACUGCAGAUGUUGGUUGAACCAAAGACAGACACAAAAAGCUGGAGUAACGCAACAGGUCAGGCAGCAUCUCAGGAGAAAAGGAAUCAGUGACGUUUCAGGUCGAGAGCAUGCAUCAGGUGAGACCAGUUGAAAUUCGGAUCCUCUUCAGUUUGUAUUACAUCAAAUGUAAACUUUAAAUCUGUGAUGGUGUGGAGGUCCCUGGAGAUUAGGCCACUCCUUGGGUCACCAGUUGUAGUGGCCUGGACGAGGUCAGGAAAAGGAUAGAUGCCAGGCAGGUUCGAAAGUCCUUUAAUGAAGCAUGGCAAACAUGCAGAUCACCCCCGAGUUGGAACCGGGAAACCAUGUGGGAGGACAACCGUCCCUGUCCCUCAAGAGCCGAGGGGGAUGACCCAAGGAGUGGCCCAAUCUCCAGGGACCGCCACAAUGGAUAGCUUUUGGCUUUGGUAUCAGCAGACAUGAAGGAAAGAUGAUCGGAGAUCAGCCAUAAUCUCAUUGAAUGAUGAAACAGGCUUGAGGG